GAAAAUUAUUAUGUUGACACCACUGAAUUGUGUGUGUUUAGUAACACUAUUAGUAUUCUUUAUACAAACUAUUUGCUUUUCUUAUUGAUAAUUUUAUUUUUAUUUGAAUCAUGACUGAGAAUAAAAAUAAUGUAAUAGAAUUAACAGAUGCCGAGGCUGAAUUAUACGAUCGGCAAAUUCGCUUAUGGGGUGUGGAAUCACAGAGACGAUUAAGAUCAGCAAAAGUUUUGAUUAUCGGAAUGAAUGGAUUUUCUUCUGAGAUUGCUAAAAAUAUAAUAUUGGUGGGUGUUAAAACAGUAACUAUUUUAGAUCAUAGGAAUAUGACAAUAGAAGAUACCUGUGCACAGUUUUUUUUACCUCGUGAUCAACUAGGUAAAAAUAGAGCAGAAGUAUCUUUGCAAAGAGCACAGAAUUUGAAUCCUAUGGUUGUCGUUAAGGCAGAUACUACUAAUGUGGAUGAUAAGCCGGAUGAAUAUUUCAGUAAUUUCAAUGUCAUUUGUGCUAUACAGUGUACUAUUACUCAAUUAAAAAGAAUUAAUAAGAUAUGCAGGGAGCAUAAUGUAAAAUUCUUUGCUGGAGAUGUUUGGGGUUCUUUUGGAUAUACUUUCGCAGAUUUGAUGGAACAUGAAUAUAUCGAGGAAGUUGUACAAACUAAGUCAGUAUCUGUUACCGAAGAUAGUCCAACCAAAGAUCGAAUUGAAAAAAUAGUUGUUACUGAAAAGCGCAAGGAUACAUUUGUCCCUUUUGAAUCUAUCAUAGAUUUGGAUAAAAGUCUUGUUCCUACACAUGAUGCAGUAAUGUAUUAUGGAUUGAUGACAAUGCUGCAUUAUCGUGAGAAACAUAACAGGGAUCCUUUACCUAGUGAAAGAAAUUCCGAAAAAUUGCACGAGGAAAUGAAAGAGAUUGCAGACAAAUAUGAAUUACAAGAUUUAGUCAAAUAUUUGUCAAAGGAAAAUUUGUAUGGCCAAAUUAGUCCAGUUUGUGCCAUAAUUGGCGGAGUUAUGUCUCAAGAAAUCAUAAAAGCUGUUUCACUCAAAGAAGCACCGCACAAUAACAUGUUUCUUUUCAGUCCUACGACGAUGUGCGGAAAAAUAUUAAAAUUAAUUUAAUCAUUUUUUUUUUUUUUAUUAUUGUCAUUAUCUUCGAAUAAUUAUUUUCAGACUUUUAUAUUAAUUCUUAUUGACUUUUUUCCAUUAAUAAAUUAUAGUAAAAAUUAAGUUUAAAAAA
Molecule: messenger RNA, 1227 nt
Organism: Polistes canadensis
Lineage: Eukaryota; Metazoa; Arthropoda; Insecta; Hymenoptera; Vespidae
Gene: Aos1
Product: SUMO-activating enzyme subunit 1
Exons: 6
Coding region: 111-1109 (332 amino acids)
Biological process (GO): protein sumoylation
Cellular component (GO): SUMO activating enzyme complex; cytoplasm
Molecular function (GO): SUMO activating enzyme activity
Source: RefSeq, a predicted model, not a curated record